Molecule: messenger RNA, 2036 nt
Organism: Aegilops tauschii subsp. strangulata
Lineage: Eukaryota; Viridiplantae; Streptophyta; Magnoliopsida; Poales; Poaceae
Product: glucan endo-1,3-beta-glucosidase
Biological process (GO): carbohydrate metabolic process
Molecular function (GO): hydrolase activity, hydrolyzing O-glycosyl compounds
Source: RefSeq, a predicted model, not a curated record
UACGGCUUGCUGUGCCUGCUGUCACAGUGUCACUUGCACAAAGAAAAAUGUAGCACCUUCAUCUUGCCGUUGGUCCCGGCUAUAAAUUCCAGCCCGCCUGUGAUCAUUCCCAACUCAUCAGCUCGAUCAUCAUCGUCUCCUCAAGACCAUAGCUAGCUAGCUCCACUAUACAGACCACCGAGGGCGCAUGGCGCUGACGAGUCACCUCCUGGUCGUCCUCCUCGGCAUCGCAGUGCCGCUGCUCUUCUUCUCCCGUGCAGAGGGGGGCGAGGUAGGCGUGUGCUAUGGGAGGAUGGCGACUAACCUGCCUGACCCGGCGACCGUGGUGCAACUGCUCAAGAAGAACAGCAUCACCAUGGUGAGGAUCUACGACACCGACCCGACGGUGCUGCGCUCGCUGGCCAACACCGGCAUCAAGGUCACGGUGGAGCUAACCAACGAGGAGCUGCCCUCCGCUGCCACGGACCAAAAUUUCGCUGAUCAAUGGGUGCAGAACAAUGUCAAGGCGUACUACCCUGCCACACUGAUCAAUGGCGUGACGAUCGGGAACGAGGUCUUCAAAGAGGCUAGUCAGUUGAACUCUCAGCUCGUCCCGGCCAUGACGAAGGUGCAAGCGGCGCUGGCUCGCCUGGGCCUGGCGGACGCCGUGAAGGUGACCACGCCCAUCGCGUUCGACGCGCUCAAGAUGUCAUUCCCGCCGUCUGAGGGCGCGUUCCGUGACGACAUCGCGUUGUCGGUGAUGAGCCCCAUGGUCAACUUCUUGCAGGAAACCGGGUCGUACCUCAUGAUGAAUAUCUACCCGUACCUUGCGUACCUGAGUACUCCGGGCAUGUCCAUCGACUAUCUCUUGUUCCGCCCCAACGUUGGCGUUGUUGACAAGAAUAGCAAGCAAACGUACUUCAGCCUCCUCGACGCGCAGCUUGACGCUGUGUACUAUGCGAUGGAGAAGCUGCCGUCCUCCAGCCUGCGUGCUGGGGGGAUGAGGAAGCUCACAGCAGGGGGCGGAAUACUGGAGGUGAAGCUUGGUGAGAGUCACCACCCAACCAGAGGCCACCAUGGCGUGGGAACAAGAGCCAACGCCCAAGCGUUCACCGAUGGUCUCAUGAGCAAAGUGCGUGGCGGUAACUCCGGCACCACCUCAAACAAAUAUAACCGGCUCGCCACCAGUGCUGUCGGCACCCCGCACCGUCCCAACGCCGAUCUUGACGUGUACAUCUUCGAACUCUUCAAUGAGGACAACAAGCCCGAAGACGAGCAGGACUUCGGGUUGUUCUACCCAAACCAGCAGCCCGUGUACCAAGUCGACUUCGUCCAUGGUGCCGGCCCCGUGCAACCGAGCUACUGCACCGCGAAGGCCACGGCCGGGGACGCGGCCCUGCAGGCGGCGCUGGACUACGCGUGCGGCCACGGGGCGGACUGCAGCGCCAUCCAGCCAGGCAAGCCCUGCUACAAGCCCAACACCAAGCUUGCGCACGCGUCGUACGCCUUCAAUGACUACUACCAGAAGAACGGCCGGGCCAGCGGCGCGUGCGACUUCGGCGGUGCCGGCACCAUUGUCAACCAGGCACCAUCAGGCCGCUGCGACCUUAGCCCGAGCUGGUGUGUCGCGAACGCAGCGGUGGGCGCCGCACGGCUGCAGAACGCGCUGGACUACGCCUGCGGUCAUGGCGCGGACUGCACUGACAUCCAACCUGGAGCACGGUGCUUCGAUCCCGACACCAAGGUCGCCCAUGCGUCCUUCGCGUUCAAUGACUAUUACCAGCGCCAUAACCAGGCCGCCGGAACGUGCGACUUCGCCGGUGCCGGUACCAUUGUCCGGCAGGCACCAAAGAUAGGCAACUGCGUGCUGCCGUCAAGGGCCUGAACUGAAGAAACUGUAGCCAAAGCGAAGCUUUACUACCACGAGAUUAAGCAAUAAUCCCGACAGAUUAUUGUCUGCUGCCGGCAAAGUCUAGUUUUCAAAUGUAAAACUGCAUGCUUUUCAUCAGGUGCUUAGAGCAAGUACAAUAAUGGGCUUAUAGCCUGGUUACGUGUCA